Molecule: messenger RNA, 855 nt
Organism: Penicillium canariense
Lineage: Eukaryota; Fungi; Ascomycota; Eurotiomycetes; Eurotiales; Aspergillaceae
Exons: 6
Coding region: 1-855 (284 amino acids)
Source: RefSeq, a predicted model, not a curated record
AUGGCUACUCCUUACUUGCGACACAGGUUGAUCGCGCUCGGCCCUGUCGCCCAUUCUGGCGCUCGCCCCGUCUCUCCCUCCCUCAAUUUGUAUAGGAUCGACAACGACCCUGAUGCAACUGAUCUCCGUUACCAAGCCACCGCAGCACUGGCGACUGCAUGGGAUGUCUUCCCCUGGUACAACGCAACAUCGACAUCCUGGACGCCCACGCCGACUGGUUGCCCCGCGAUAUUCCUCCGGGCCAUUGCCGAUCAUGGCCGGAUUAACAACUUCUCCGGCGCGCCGUGGGCGCCGCCACCUCCACGCUGGUGCCCAUCGUGGGUACGGCUGGUCAAGACGCUAAUCGGUCCCGAGAGCAACAGCGCGACUGGAUGUCUGGCCAAGACCCCUACUACGAGCAAUAAAUCUACGCCGUCUGGUGCGGAGUUUAACUCGAUCCCUCAUUUUACUUUCGUGUUCCUGAGUCCGCUUGUAAAAGCGUCAUCUUUAAGCUCCGUGGUUACCGUACCACAGGGCCCAAGUCCAGUUGAUUAUCCACCGGUCAGCAAAAUGGAAAAGUCUUCCACAAAGCCUGCAGCAGGCUCCGCAGAACUGAAAAUUGAUUUAAUCUCGCCUGAUGUGGCUGCGAGCGGGUGGAUGCCGACGCUGUCCAAGAAGCCGAUUACACUUGAUGCUUCUAUCGGUGGUGGGAUCAAGGUCAAUGCUAAGGCUACAAUUGGUUGGACAUUGGAAGUGUUGGAUACUGGAUUGCAAAUCCGGAUUGGCCUCGAGCCCUGGGCUGGAGGGACUCUCACUGUGGCAUCGUCAUCGGGGGCGGCCUGCACAGAUGAUCCUCAGAAGCACCAUUUUGGCUGA